Alternaria postmessia is the source of this 1104-nucleotide messenger RNA. RefSeq lists its product as uncharacterized. The transcript is spliced from 4 exons. Gene Ontology annotation, molecular function: protein binding. The coding region runs from base 1 to 1104 and encodes 367 amino acids. The record is from RefSeq and is a predicted model, not a curated record. Lineage: Eukaryota; Fungi; Ascomycota; Dothideomycetes; Pleosporales; Pleosporaceae.
AUGUCUGAUCCCCCCAAGUCUCUGUUCGGCGACGGCGGCAAGAUCAUUGUGCCCAUGCCGAAGGGCAAAGCGAGUGUCGCGAGCGAGCCAGCUAUCACCGGAGUCAACACCGAGAAGAGGUUUACCUUGAGUCAGCCAGAUGACAAAGAUGUCAAAGAUGCCGCCGCGGCUACCAACACUGCCAAACUUGAGGGCAAGUUAGCUUCUAUCGGCAUUGGCCCCAAUCCGUGCUACCAGCCUGCUAGCAAGGUCUUCCGAUCCCACAGUGACAAGCCUCGCAACGCUACUAGCUGCUUCAAGUUUCUGCCCAACGAGGUUGUUGGCGAGAUCGGCAGUGAACUAAACGUCCGCGAUCUGAACAGCAUGCGUCUAGCAAGCAUGCGACUCAACUAUGCGGUCAACUUCCAGUACGGUAAGAAGAUCAUGGUGACAGAAAACGUUACCAUCUUUCCUACCUUCUCAAGCAUUGCUUCAUUCUUGGUUGGUCUUGGUUUGGAUGACGCAUAUCCUGCUACGGUGCGCACCAUCACUUUGGUCGGAGAAGCACCCAAGACACCAGAGUUGAGCUACGACAUAUCAUGGAUUAAUCUGCUGCGCGCCCACCCGGAUCCGAAUCGCCAGAUCGUACCUCUUACGCGCCUGAACCGCGCGACGCUGAACUCAAGCGAGUACAUCGAGGCUCAGAAGGUCCGUGACACCGAUCGACGCAUCGUCUUGUCUGUCAACGACAAGCACGAAGAGUGGGACUACAUCAACAAAGACUUCUGUCACACUGGCGGCUACCGUACGAUGCUCAGCGUUAUGCUCUCCAAGCUCCCUAAUCUGAAGACCAUCACCACUCGCAAGCUCCACGUAGGUGAGCACAUUCCUGGUUGGGAGGGACCCGAGGCCUUGAAGCACCUGUCCUACUAUCGCCCUGAUCUCCCCAUCAACAAGGUCUACUAUGGCGACUGGCAGUACGAUACCGUCCACAAGCGCACCACCAUGUACACCGAUGAGUACGGCGAGUACAUCGAGGAGGCUAACGCUGGUCCCCAAGCUGGUUUCAAGGAAGAUGUCCUUGCCGCUAUGGAGAUGUCUGGUACCUCGGCUAUGCUUGCAUAG